This is a messenger RNA of Arachis duranensis, 2696 nucleotides long. RefSeq names its product pentatricopeptide repeat-containing protein At3g22690-like. Lineage: Eukaryota; Viridiplantae; Streptophyta; Magnoliopsida; Fabales; Fabaceae. Gene Ontology annotation, biological process: RNA modification. The record is from RefSeq and is a predicted model, not a curated record. Gene Ontology annotation, molecular function: zinc ion binding; protein binding; RNA binding. The transcript has a single exon. Bases 171 to 2696 code for a protein of 841 amino acids.
CAGUAAUUGGGAAAGACAGGUAUUGAAUCCAAGACUAUCAUGUAACCAUAUGUAAAUAGUACUUGAAGGUUUUGGUGCUGCUCCUCCAAGUGAGAGCCUCCCCAGUUUCACUGAAACUACAAAAUUCACAACUAAUUAUUCUUAAUACAUAAUCAUAAAAAUAUAUCACCAUGGCGGCGAAGGCCCUUCCUCCCUCUUCUGUGGGCACUUCCCCAGCUAUCCAGCCUCCGAAACCCAUCGCCACCGACCUACCGUCAUCGCCGCCAUCGCUAAAGCUUAUUGAAAGUUGCCACAGCCUCACGGAGCUCAAGCAGUUACACUGCCACUUCAUCAAGAAUGGCCUUUCUCACAGCGCUUCUCAACUCAACAACCUCAUCGCCGCUUACGUCGACGUGGGCACCCACCACAGCCUCGACUACGCUCGAAAAUCUUUCGAUUAUUUCUAUGAGGAAACAGCCGCGGUUUCCUUGUUCGCCUGCAACUCUCUCCUCAGAGGUUACGCUUCAACUGGCCUUUGCGACCAGGCUAUCUUGCUCUACAUUCACAUGGCGGAGAUGGGCGUUUUACCCGAUAAGUUCACCUUCCCGUCCUUGCUGAGUGCGUGCUCCAAAGUUAUGGCUUUUGCUGAGGGUCUUCAAGUUCAUGGGGCGCUUCUUAAGAUGGGUUUCGAGGGAAAUAUCUUCGUCAGAAACUCUCUCAUACAUUUCUACGCCGAAUGCGGCAGAGUUGACUUGGGACGCAAGGUGUUUGAUGGAAUGCUUGAGAGAAAUGUUGUGUCUUGGACUAGUUUGAUCAAUGGGUAUGUUGGGAGGGACUUGCCUAAGGAAGCUGUUUCUCUGUUCUUUGAGAUGGUUGAUACUGGGAUUCAACCCAAUCCAGUUACCAUGGUUUGUGUUAUAUCUGCUUGUGCCAAGUUGAAGGAUCUUGAAUUGGGGAAAAAAGUUUCUUCUUAUAUUGGUAAGUUGGGCGUGAAGCUUAAUGCUGUCAUGGGGAAUGCACUCGUUGAUAUGUACAUGAAAUGUGGAGAUAUUGAUAAUGCAAGUAGAAUUUUUUAUGAAUGUGUUGAUAGGAAUUUGGUUAUGUACAAUACGAUCAUGUCGAAUUAUGUCCAACAUGGGCUGCCAGGUGAAGUGCUAGUAGUUUUGCGUGAAAUGCUGCAACAGGGACCACGCCCAGAUAAGGUAACAAUGUUGUCUACAAUUGCGGCCUGCGCGCAGUUAGGUGAUCUAUUUGUUGGGAAGUCGUCCCAUGCUUAUGUCUUAAGAAAUGGACUUGAAGGUUGGGAAAAUAUUUCCAACGCCAUCAUCGACAUGUACAUGAAAUGUGGUGAGAGAGAAUCUGGGUGCAAAGUAUUUGAGCAGAUGCCAAACAAGACAGUGGUGACAUGGAAUUCGCUAAUUGCUGGUUUGGUUAGGGAUGGUGAUGUGGAAUUAGCUUGGAAAAUCUUUGAUGAGAUGCCAGAGAGUGAUCUUGUGUCUUGGAACACUAUGAUUGGUGCUUUGGUUCAAGUAAGCAUGUUUCAGGAAGCGAUUGAGCUAUUCAGGGAGAUGCAAAACCAGGGAAUUGAAGCAGACAGAGUGACCAUGGUUGCUGUUGCUUCUGCCUGUGGAUAUCUAGGAGCUCUUGAUCUUGCUAAGUGGGUCUAUACCUACAUUGAGAGAAAUGACAUUCAGAUUGACAAGCAGCUCGGCACAGCUUUGGUUGACAUGUUUUCUAGGUGUGGUGAUCCCCAGAGUGCUUUGCGUGUUUUCACGAAAAUGGACAAACGGGAUGUGUCAGCUUGGACUGCUGCCAUCGGUGUUAUGGCAAUGGAAGGAAAUACAAAGGGGGCUAUUGAGCUUUUCAAUGAGAUGCUCAAUCAAGGGGUUAGACCAGACGAUGUUGUUUUUGUAGCAUUAUUGACUGCAUGCAGCCAUGGUGGCUCUGUGGACCAAGGUAGGCAACUUUUCAGGUCAAUGAAGACAACUCAUGGAAUCAGUCCUCAGAUUGUUCACUAUGGAUGUAUGGUUGAUUUGCUUGGUCGAGCUGGGUUGUUGGAAGAAGCUCUUGAUCUUAUACAAUGUAUGCCUAUGGAACCUAAUGAUGUUAUAUGGGGCUCUCUUGUAGCUGCUUGUCGGAAACAUAACAAUGUCGAAAUGGCACAAUAUGCAGCUGAGAAGAUAACUCAACUGGACCCUGAAAAGGUUGGCAUUCAUGUGCUGUUAUCCAACAUAUAUGCAUCAGCUGGAAAAUGGAAUGAAGUUGCAAGAGUGAGGCUGCAGAUGAAAGAAAAAGGGAUCCAGAAAGUGCCUGGAUCAAGCUCAAUAGAGGUUCAUGGACUGAUACACGAGUUUACCUCCGGCGAUGAAUCGCACGCAGAGUAUACUCAAAUUGGAUUAAUGCUACAGGAGAUAAACUGCAGGCUAAGCAAGGCUGGAUAUGUCCCUGAUACAACCAAUGUCUUACUUGAUGUUGAUGAGCAGGAGAAAGAGCAUUUGCUCAGCAGGCACAGUGAAAAACUAGCCAUGGCUUAUGGACUCAUCACUACUGAUCAAGGUGCACCCAUAAGGGUUGUAAAAAAUCUUAGAAUGUGUUCCGAUUGUCAUUCAUUUGCUGAAUUAGUGUCAAAAUUAUACAGUAGGAAAAUCAUUGUUAGAGAUAAUAAUAGGUACCAUUUUUUCAGGGAUGGAUUUUGUUCUUGUAGAGGUUAUUGGUAA